Octodon degus (degu) is the source of this 1558-nucleotide messenger RNA. Its product is annotated as aurora kinase A-like. NCBI's taxonomy places the organism in Eukaryota, Metazoa, Chordata, Mammalia, Rodentia, Octodontidae. Gene Ontology annotation, biological process: regulation of cytokinesis; mitotic spindle organization; protein phosphorylation. Gene Ontology annotation, molecular function: ATP binding; protein kinase activity. The record is from RefSeq and is a predicted model, not a curated record. Gene Ontology annotation, cellular component: chromosome passenger complex; spindle microtubule; spindle midzone.
GCAUCAUGAACAGAGUUAAAGAAAACUGCAUUUCAAGGUCUGUAAAGGCCACCGCUCCCCUGGGUGACCGUCUGAAGUGUGCCUUGGCAACGCAGCCGUUUCCCUCUCAGCACCCAUCAACCGGAAGCAGUGGCCAGACCCAGCGGGUCCUGUGUCCUUCCAAUGCUCCCCAGUGGGUUCCUUCUCAAGCACAGAUGCUUGUCGGUACUCAGAAGCUGCAGAGGCAGCUGCAGGUCACCAGCGGACCCCGUCCUGCCCUGCCGGUGAACAACUCUCAGAAGAGAGAGCAGCCCCAGCCGGUGGCUUCCGGAGAUCAUCCUAAGAAAGAAGUGGAAUCAAAACUGAAAAAUGAAGACUCAAAAAAGAGACAGUGGACUUUGGAAGAUUUUGAUAUUGGUCGCCCACUAGGUAAAGGGAAGUUUGGCAAUGUUUAUUUGGCAAGAGAAAAACAAAGCAAGUUUAUCCUUGCUCUGAAAGUGUUGUUUAAAGCUCAGCUGGAGAAAGCAGGGGUGGAACAUCAGCUCAGGAGAGAAGUGGAAAUACAGUCCCACCUUCGGCACCCCAACAUCCUCAGGCUGUAUGGCUAUUUCCAUGAUGCCACAAGAGUUUAUCUAAUUCUGGAAUAUGCACCACUUGGAACGGUCUAUCGGGAACUGCAGAAGCUCUCUAAGUUUGAUGAGCAGAGAACCGCUAUGUAUAUCACAGAAUUGGCAAAUGCCCUGUCUUACUGUCAUUCCAAGAGAGUUAUUCAUAGAGAUAUUAAACCAGAGAACCUGCUGCUGGGAUCAACUGGAGAGUUGAAGAUUGCAGAUUUUGGGUGGUCGGCACACGCUCCAUCCUCCAGGAGGACCACUCUGUGUGGCACCCUGGACUACCUGCCGCCCGAGAUGAUCGAGGGCCGGAUGCAUGAUGAGAAGGUGGACCUGUGGAGCCUGGGAGUCCUUUGCUAUGAGUUUUUGGUCGGGAACCCUCCCUUUGAGGCGCACACUCACCAAGAGACCUACAAAAGGAUAUCACGGGUUGAAUAUACAUUCCCUGACUUUGUGACAGAGGUAGCCCGGGACUUCAUUUUGAGGCUGCUCAAGCAUAAUCCAAGCCAGAGGCCAACUCUUAGUGAAGUGCUUGAACACCCCUGGAUCACAGCAAAUUCCACCAAGCCAUCACCUUGCCAGAAAAGCCAAGCAGCAGCCAGCAAGUUAUCUUGGUCGUGCAAGGGGCAGGGUCCUUGGAGCAGGGCUGCUGUGGAACCUUUGGGGACGUGCUCCCAGAGCCACGUUACUGUUGACUCCUGCUCCGUGCACAGGCCACAGAGGUGUUAACUUCUCACACUGAGCCUGCAGCGCCCUGGCCCCUGUUCACAAAGCUCCCCUGCAGUAAACGUGACACUCUGUGAAGGGGCCUCAAGAAUCAUGCUGCUUUGACCAGGUCCAUACACAGAGGCAGGACUCAGCGGCAGCCAUAUGCACAGCCCUUGCCGGGGUCCUUAUGUGAGAAUUCGGAGUCUGGUUGUCAGGAAAGUGACCGCUUUCCUCUGACUGAAUCAGCGAGUGCGCUACAC